Solea solea (common sole) is the source of this 3950-nucleotide messenger RNA. RefSeq names its product sorbin and SH3 domain containing 3 (gene sorbs3). Lineage: Eukaryota; Metazoa; Chordata; Actinopteri; Pleuronectiformes; Soleidae. The record is from RefSeq and is a predicted model, not a curated record. Gene Ontology annotation, molecular function: protein binding. The transcript has 21 exons. Bases 269 to 2431 code for a protein of 720 amino acids.
ACACUCCUACAUGCAUUGAGUGAAACACUCAGACCCACACACUGAAUCCUCCAGCAGAGAUAAAAGACACUGUGUUGGUCUGAGAAAGAGGGAAAGGGAGGGAGACGGAGAGAGGAAGAAGAGGAAGAAGUGGUUCCCUCCUUUCUUUUAUUCACUUCCCCUCUUCUUCUGCACUGAGACGACCUCACCGCUCAGCCGCCGUGUACAAUACAUUUGAUGCCGAGUGGAAGAAUCUGACCUCCAUCACACAAGGACCAUAACAGAUCACAUGCAGUCUCAGCAGCCUGUGGAAGUGGUCGGUGAUCCGAAUGGCUCCCGGGGCAUCAUCUACCACUCCGAGGGGCCCGGAGUUUCCUCGGGACAGCGGAUGCUUACCUCUCCAGAGAUGACCCAGGAAGUGGUCAUCUCCCCCGGACUCCCCACUCCUCCGCUGAGCCCUUUCCGCUCAGCACAGCAGCCAUCUGGAGAGUUCAAGGUCCCUGAUGUAAAUGGAAGUGGAACUCUCAGCUUUGGAUCGUAUUAUGGCCCCUCUCAGUCACAUGGUGGUUUGUCCAACGGCGUCCAUGCUUCGUCCACUUUACCGCGCAGCUGGACGCCGGCCAGAGAAGAGAGACUCAUCAAGUACUCUGGAAUCGGUCCAGUGGAUGAAACCGGGAUGCCCAUCGCCUCCAGAUCCAGUGUGAACAAGCCCAGAGACUGGUACAAGAGCAUGUUCAGACAGAUUCACAAGAAGCCAGAGGAAUCUGAAAUGGAAGAGUCAGAUCAAUGGUUAGCCGAACGACUCAGCCGGUUAUCUGCCAACACAGACGAAAACAACGACGCAGACGGGAAUCUGUUCAGACUGACGCCACACGGAGCUCUACCAGACUGGAGUGAGGACGUAGAUAAGCUGUCAGACCUGGGAAAGCAGCCGACUCAGCCGAGGAGCAUAUUCGACUUUGAACCAGGGAAGAGCAGCAGCGGAGGCAGCGGCAGCAGUAGCAGCAGUCAGACGUAUUUAUCUCCGAAGACACAGCCCGAGAAACCAAAGUCCCCCUCACUGGAGGCCAGUCUGGUCUCUGAGCUGAGUCGCUUCGAGGCUGAGCUGGACUCGGAGAUCCAGGGUCUGGAGAGGAGACUUUCCCAGAAGCAGCAUCAGCAGCAGCAGCAGCAGCCGCAGCAUCGAGGCCGGGGUGAGGAGGCCAGAGGCAGAGAUCCAGCAGCUGCUCCAAAGACUGGAACUGCAAACUACAGCAAUUUUUCAGCCCCAAAGCAGCCUGUGCAUCGCUCUGUUGGCACAUCACUGACUUCUGCUCCCACCUAUGUAGAACGUCUUUCCCCUGCCCAUGACACCAUGGAGCUUCCAGUUAAGAAAGAGGAGAAAAAGAUAAAGCAGAGAGCAGCGAGAGCCAAGUUCAAUUUCAAGGCUCAGUCGCCCAAGGAGCUCACACUGCAGAAAGGAGACAUUGUUUACAUCCACAGGCAGGUUGAUGCCAAUUGGUUUGAAGGAGAACAUCACGGAAGAGCUGGGAUUUUCCCCACAUCUUAUGUAGAGGUUCUUGCUCCUACAGAGAAGCCGACACCUAUAAAGUCUCCCACUCUGCAGGUGCUGGACUACGGGGAAGCUGUAGCUCUUUAUAACUUCAACGCUGAUCUACCAGUUGAACUGUCCUUUCGUAAAGGUGAAGUGAUCAGCAUAAGCAGGCGUGUUGAUGACAAGUGGUUGGAGGGCAGGAUCUCGGGGACGAGCCGGAGCGGCAUCUUCCCAGCCACAUACGUCCAGGUCAACAAGAUGCCUCGCACCAGAUACUCCUCCUCUGACGACUACUCACCCAUGUCCCCCACGUCGCCCGGUCCCCAGAGUCCGGGCCGUCCACUCCACUCACCCUGUCCACGCUCACCAUUCACCCCCACGUCCCUCAGCCCCAGAUCUGAGCACUCCCCACUGAAGCCGUCUUCACCCGCACCGUAUGGCAGCCCACUCUCACAGUCGCGCUCCCCCACACUGACAGCCAACGACACGGCCUACCCGUGGCCCCAGAGCCCGCACAAAACGACGUCACCUACCACCCACCAGAACAGCCACUGGUCUGGGACUCACUCUCCCAAACAGAACUCCACAGCUCGAGCCGUUUCACCGUCCACUCAGUCAGCGUCUGCACACAGAGCAGGAGGCGCCGUGGAGAACACUUCCAGACACACUGAUCCCUCACAGGGUGCUCCGUCUAAUCCACACGUCAACUCCCAGCCACAAACUGGUGCAACAGUGGGCCAGCGCCAACCGUACAAGGCCGUUUACAACUACAAACCACAGAAUUCAGAUGAGCUGGAGCUCAGAGAAGGAGACGUUGUACAAGUGAUGGAGAAAUGUGACGAUGGCUGGUUUGUAGGUACGUCAGAGAGGACUCGUGCUUUUGGAACUUUUCCCGGAAAUUACGUGGCACCAGUUUGACUCCCGCACUUCCCUUCACUCACCCGCAUCUGUCUGGACUCAAAACGAGCCCCGAGUUCUCGCUUCAGUUCACUCUGACAGAAACAGCUUUGACACCCCUGCAGCAUUUGGGUCGUUCCAUUACCCGCCACACUCCACAGCCUGGUUUGGUCCAAACCCUGCAUGUUUCCUCUGUUUCCCAGAAGUGAGGUGAAGACAGGGGCACCGUGUGUGGUUUCUCACUUCCCUGCAUGAGUGUGUGUUGCACUGAGACUCAGAGAGUGUUUUCGCACACACACACACACACACACACACACACACACACACACACACACACAGGAAAGAAUGAAUGCUGAUGAUACUGUUUCACAUGCAAAGAAUGGUCUUUUUUGUUCCACAGCUAUUUGCAGCUGCAGGAAAAUUUGCAUUCUUUGCCUCUGAACAGCACAGAUGUCCACUUCUGAUGUCCCCACAAUGCCGGCACCAACCACUGCUGACGAAUGUGAAUGAGGAUGGUACACACACCCCCCGCCCCAAGCAUUUGUUGAAUCACUAAUUUUCUUUUCCUUUUUCAAAUUAUCUCCUCCAGAUUUCCAUUCCGAUCUCUGAAAAAAACCAAUCCCUGGGCAAAUUUGUGGAAACAACAUGAACCUCUGUAGAAGUGUGCUCAGCAGCACAGUAAGGGCUCGGACAUGUCAAGAUAAGUUUACCGCCUUUUAAAAAGGGGCUUUGCAGAAGAGCGAACGUAAUUAAUGCAUGUUUAUAAAAUGUGUUCAUUAUAUCUAGACUGUUUGGCUUUGUUGUGUGUGUGAUGUUUGUCCCUCAAGUCAUGCAGAUGAUUUGCCAAAGGUGAAAGUAAAGAGACAGAUUGUGUCCUAGGGCUGUCACUUUUAACAAAAAUUAGGUUUGAACGAAUAUUUCAUGACGCACUGUUCCUUUGGAGACGGUCGGAUAUUCCCCCAUACACACACACAACUCAUUGUCUACCGCUUUAUCUUCCAAACGAGGGUCACAAGGGGAGGAGCCAAUCCCAACUGACAUAUGGCGAAAGGCGGGGUCACACCCUGGAUAGUGUCCAAUUAACCUCUGCAUCUAUUUGGACUGUGGGAGGAAACCGGAUUACCCAAAGAAUGCCUACUCACAUACACACACACAGGAUUCAAACCAGCAACCUUCUUGCUGUGAGGCAACAGUGGUAGCCACUCGACCACCUUUGACCACACAUACAUUCACGCAAACAUGACAUUAUUUAUUAUUACUUUUACUACUAGUUUAGGAGGUCACAAGAACCUCACUCGGUUGGAGCUAACAGCUAAGCUAACAGUGAGUCAGCAGAUUUGUUGGCUAAUUUGCUGCGGUGUAGAACCUGAGAUACUUAGACACAAAUUCAGAAAUUCAGAGUCAUAAUUGUCCUCCAUGUUUACAGAGGAACCAGUCAUGACGUCACUAAUCAGAGACUGACUUUCUACUUCGGCGCCUUGAGAUUUACAGAUUAGUUUGCGCCAUGUUGACGUUAAGGCAGACGUGUCUUAAUAGCAUA